Messenger RNA from Linum tenue, 1499 nucleotides. NCBI's taxonomy places the organism in Eukaryota, Viridiplantae, Streptophyta, Magnoliopsida, Malpighiales, Linaceae. The record is from the annotation of a GenBank genome assembly.
CACGUGUCAUUUCUCACUCCGCACCCAUUCCGCAUUCCGCAUUCCCCAGCCGCAGAAGCAAAUGCUGAAAGCCUGAAACACAGCCAACAGCACUGAGAAAGGAGGAAAAAGCACUGCGAUCGCUUGAACGUUUUUGCGGCCAGCCACUGACCAAGUCAAAUCCCCCUCUCUCAAUCAACUUCUUCUUCUUCCUCCAUUGCUCUACUGCUAGCAAGAUCACAAAGAAUGGAAGCCUGUAUUGCAGGGUGUUGUAUGGGAAAGCAAGUGUCAUCAUUGUCAUGGAAGUCACGGAAUCCUUUUGUGGAAAGUGCCCAUAGAUUCCCAGGCAAUAUUGGCUGGGGCACAAAGAUGAAGCACCCAGCAGGGCCCAAACAUCUCUAUGUAGGCUCUAUUGCUAAGCACAGGAAGGGUUUAGUAUCUUGGAGAAUCUUCACCGUGCCAGUUAGUUUGGAGAAGUCAUUGUCAUUGCAUGCAGAAGCAUCUGCGGAUUCCCAAGAUCAGUUGCAUGAUAAACCAUUGACUAGUGACCAGGUGUUCCAAACCUUUCUUCGGUUACAGCUGAAGUUGCUGUUUGGGGAUCCAGAAAGAGCAAAGCUUGUCAAGAAACUAGGCGAAGCUAAUCAACAGAACCGAUUUCUAAAACGUCAGAUGAUGGUGAAUGAAGAAGCACUGGACAGCUUCAAAGCUGAACUUGCUGUAAUGGAACAAGAAACCCAGGCUCUGGUUGCACUGGCCGAAGAAAUAGCUCAAGCUGGCAUUCCUGCAGGUUCAAGAAAGAUAAAUGGGAAAUACAUCCAAUCCCACCUUGUUUCACGCUUACAAGGCUUGCAUGGAAAGUUGAAGGAACAAGUAAAGGACGUGGUUGCUGCCCAGUUAAAGGAGGUCUCCUUAUUCUGGUGCGGGAUGGCUGAGAGUGUGCAAGUAAUGGGUAGUUUUGAUGGUUGGAGCCAAGGGGAGCACUUAUCACCAGAGUAUGAUGGGUAUCUCACCAAAUUCACUACCACGUUAAUGCUCAGGCCUGGAAGGUAUGAAAUCAAGUUCUUGGUUGAUGGAGAAUGGAAGCUGUCCCCAGAAUAUCCUGCGGUUGGUGAAGGCCUCACUGAAAAUAACUUGUUAGUAGUUGCAUAGCUGCUAUAGCAUUGGAUGUCGUUGCUCAAACUACCUUUGAGUUUCAUUCCCAUCUCGCAUGUGGUUUGGCUAUAAAUGCGUAGUAGCUCGCUGUCAUGUGAAGAUCGACGCACAGUUUGUGAACAGUAAAAUGUUUCGUUGAGGGUGUUCUUGUUGAUGUAUUGCCUUCAUAAUUCUACCAGCCGUUCUUGGUAACAUAUAGUAGGCUCACGACUUCACUUAUCCCUUAAGACUCGUAAAAUCUGUAAAAAGAUAUUCAACAAGCAACAAUGAUACACUCUGUUUGGGAGGAGAUAGGGUGCAAAUGGUAGGGAUAAACACGGUUUUCAAUACAUUUGUACCCGUUUGAAUAAUUUGUAAUAGUAAGGGGU